CGGUGUUGGGCUUUGUGUUGUACAGUUUCGGGGCUUUAACGCGGUGGAGAGCGGAACUGAAGCGCAGAUCAGCGGAGAAUUUCAGCUUUUUAAUCUUUUUACAAACAGUUUAAACAGUCCUUAACCUGCCGGCAUGGAUAUGCGCGCUGUUUAUUGCAAUGCAGAGAACCCAGCACCAAUGGGUGGCAAGGCUGGAGUUCCAAAUGCUGGAGGAAGGCGGGCAGUCCUGAGUGAGCUUUCCAACUUUGCUGACAAACCUGUGAAGACCACGAAAGGCUUGAAGUCUGCAGCUCAGCCAGCUGCUGUGCAGCCUAAACGUGCUCCGGUGGUGCCAGAGGUCUGCCCUCGUCCAGUUCCUGCUGUUCCUCCAAUCCAAGCUGAUGUCUCGAUGAGGGAGGAAGAUGACCUCUGCCAGGCCUUUUCAGAUGCGCUCUGUCCAAUUGAGGAUAUCGACAAGGGAGAUGCUGAAAUUCCUCAGCUGUGUUCUGAAUAUGUGAAGGACAUCUACGUGUACCUCCGAAGCCUUGAGGCCCAGCAGUCAAUCAGACCAAGGUACAUGGAUGGCUAUGAGAUCAACGAGCGCAUGCGUGCUCUUCUGGUUGACUGGCUCAUCCAGGUGCACUCCAGGUUCCAGCUGCUUCAGGAGACCCUGUACAUGACUGUGGCCAUCCUUGAUCGAUUCCUUCAGGUCCAGCCAGUGUCUCGAAAGAAACUGCAGCUAGCUGGGGUCACAGCCAUGCUGCUUGCUUCCAAAUAUGAAGAGAUGUUUGUUCCAGAGGUCGGAGACUUUGCCUACAUCACAGAUAACGCCUUCACAAAACCCCAGAUCCGUGAAAUGGAGAUGAUCAUCCUCAGGGAGCUCAACUUUGAGCUUGGUCGCCCUUUGCCUCUUCACUUCCUCAGGAGGGCUUCAAAAGCUGGAAAUGCUGAUGCUGAGAAGCAUACCCUUGCCAAAUAUUUCCUCGAGCUGACCCUUCUGGACUACGACAUGGUGCACUACCAUCCUUCUGAGAUCGGUGCGGCUGGCCUUUGCCUCUCUCAGCUUGUGAUUGAUGGACAGAAAUGGUCUCCAACACAGGAACACUACACCACCUACAGUGAGGCCCACCUGAAGCCCAUCAUGCAGCACAUGGCCAAGAAUGUUGUGAAAGUUAAUGAAGGGCUCACCAAGUUUAUGGCAGUGAAGAAAAAGUACUCCAGCAGCAGGUUAAUGAAGGUCAGCCUGUUUCCACAGCUGAGGUCUGACCUGAUGAAGAGCCUUGCUGCUCCUCUGCUGCCUACCUCAUGAUCUUGAUUCCUUUGAGGAGGAGUACCACCACUGAUCUGCACUUUAUUCCCAAUCAGCCCCAGAUGAACUGCUGCUGUUUUUUUGAUAUGUUUGUGUGUGUGUAUAUAUAUGCAAAUAAACACAGGUUUUACCUUUUUUAACUUUUAGAAAUGUGUACUUUUUGUUUCUAGUUCCAUUUCAAGCUUUUAAGGUAGUUUUACUUUGUCCAUGCUGUUUCUUAACUUGGACCACUUAAGCUCAGUGUUUAAAAUGGAAUUUCAAUAAAAGUCCAAAGAAGA
Molecule: messenger RNA, 1566 nt
Organism: Astyanax mexicanus (Mexican tetra)
Lineage: Eukaryota; Metazoa; Chordata; Actinopteri; Characiformes; Acestrorhamphidae
Gene: ccnb2
Product: cyclin B2
Exons: 8
Coding region: 134-1288 (384 amino acids)
Biological process (GO): mitotic cell cycle phase transition; regulation of cyclin-dependent protein serine/threonine kinase activity
Cellular component (GO): cytoplasm; cyclin-dependent protein kinase holoenzyme complex; nucleus
Molecular function (GO): cyclin-dependent protein serine/threonine kinase regulator activity
Source: RefSeq, a predicted model, not a curated record